Nerophis lumbriciformis (worm pipefish) is the source of this 2055-nucleotide messenger RNA. Its product is annotated as RAC-gamma serine/threonine-protein kinase-like. Lineage: Eukaryota; Metazoa; Chordata; Actinopteri; Syngnathiformes; Syngnathidae. Gene Ontology annotation, biological process: protein phosphorylation. Gene Ontology annotation, molecular function: protein serine/threonine kinase activity; ATP binding. The record is from RefSeq and is a predicted model, not a curated record.
GACUGAAACAUCAAAAGUUCUGGAAAGCUUGAAACUGUCUUUCUUUUUUCUCCUGCAGUUGUUUUUCCACCUGUCAAGAGAACGAGUCUUUUCCGAGGACCGCACGCGCUUCUACGGCGGCGAGAUCGUCUCGGCUCUGGACUACCUGCAUUCCGCCAAGAUCGUGUACCGGGACCUGAAGCUGGAGAACCUGAUGUUGGACAAAGACGGACACAUCAAGAUCACGGACUUCGGCCUGUGCAAAGAAGGCAUCACGGACACGGCCACCAUGAAGACCUUCUGCGGCACGCCCGAGUACUUGGCGCCUGAGGUGCUGGAGGACAACGACUACGGGCGGGCGGUGGACUGGUGGGGUCUGGGUGUGGUCACGUACGAGAUGAUGUGCGGCCGCCUGCCCUUCUACAACCAGGACCACGAGAAACUGUUUGAGCUCAUCCUCAUGGAGGAGAUCAAGUUCCCGCGCACGCUGUCGGCCGACGCCAAGUCGCUGCUGUCGGGUCUGCUCAUCAAGGACCCCAACAAGCGGCUGGGUGGAGGACCGGAGGACGCCAAGGAGAUCAUGCGACACAGUUUCUUUGGCACCGUGGACUGGCAGGACGUCUACGACAAGAAGAUGGUUCCACCCUUCCAGCCGCAGGUGUCCUCGGAGACGGACACGCGCUACUUUGACGAGGAGUUCACCGCACAGACCAUCACCAUCACUCCACCGGAGAAAUAUGACGAGGACGGGAUGGACGCGGCCGACAACGAGCGGAGGCCUCACUUCCCGCAGUUCUCCUACUCGGCCAGCGGGCGGGAGUGAGCGCGGCCCGCCGGCGGUGACGGCGGCGACCAUUUUGAGGAAACCACGUAGCCAUUUUAGGAAAAACAAAUACCAGUCUGUCCUCUCUGUGGUCCUCCCGGCGCACGGAGGAAAGUCUGGCUGGGACUCCAGGAGGUUUUUGCACAGUGGCCGCGCGUCCACACUAAAGAUGAGUCCGCCACACCUUUUUCUCUUAUUUAUUUUCUCCCCCGUCAGUAUUACCUUCACCUCGCUUCUUCUCGCCAUCUUUCUUUUUUUUUUUUUUUUGCACUUGCUUCUGGGAGAGCCGCUUUUGAAGGGAACUAAGGACCGAAACAUGUUGCCUUACGUCGCCGCUUUCACCUCCGGCACGGCUCCCCGGCUCACCUGAAACCAAACCUGGGUCUCCUCCUCCUCCGGUUGCCGUGGCAACGCACCUUCACCGGACGGCCACGGGGCAGGAAAGUCCGCGGCGUUCUGAACCUGGUCUUCUGGUUAGAACACCACACACACACUGCCAGCAUCCUCCUCUUCCUGUGCGUCACACACACACACACACACACACACACACACACACACACACACACACACACACACGAAAUGAACGCACUCUUCAAAGUUUCCACGCGGUCCGCGAGCAAGAACGCCGUGGACGUUCGCGGCUAAGUUGGGCGGCCGGCUGAGCCAGGAGGGAGGAAAUAGGCCUCCUUCAAAAUAAGAGCAUGACCCCGUCGAAAGAGAAGGAAAGGUUGCAUGCGGCGGACGUUCACUCGCCGCGCGGCGAUGCUUCCAGCGAGGAGUCUUUGUGUACAUAUUUCAGAUUUAUGCAAUACGCACUCACCACGGGGGAGGGGAAGGUCCACAUUCCGCGCGUGCGCUCAAAAGACUUCAGAUCUUUCUCCACAUCCUUUUCUACUCGGCGUCUCUGCUGUUGCCAUGGAGACAGACGUCCACCCCUCCCUCGCUCCCCCGCCCUCCUCUGUUGCCAUGGUUCCCGCUAGCGACUCAUCGUCACCUUUCUUUGUUCACCGUAAGAUUUUUUUUUAUUUUUUUUUUGGCGUCGUUUUGCUGGUUCGGUCCCCCCCCCUCGUCCUCUCUGGCUCCGCCCCCUUUCUUCUUCUGGUCCUCCUCUUUAGGCAGUGUUAACUCCCACCUGGCUGGAGGACCGUGAUGGAUGCAUUAACGGAAGUCUUUUUAUUUCUUUUCUUCUCGAUUUUUUGCUUGUUUUCUUACCAAAAGAUUAGGGCAAGAUCCUUUGCUGUGCUAGUAUUUAU